Messenger RNA from Sesamum indicum (sesame), 3609 nucleotides. Its product is annotated as ion channel CASTOR. The record is from RefSeq and is a predicted model, not a curated record. Gene Ontology annotation, biological process: potassium ion transport. NCBI's taxonomy places the organism in Eukaryota, Viridiplantae, Streptophyta, Magnoliopsida, Lamiales, Pedaliaceae.
CUCUUCUAAGACUUGAAUCAUUGACUCCACCAUAAAAGUUCUCACCACCUAUUGCACACUCUUUGACUCAUCAGAAUAUCCUCCCCGUUUCGUAGAAUUCCGAAUAUGUCCUUUAACUCCGAUGCCUCGUCGCCGUCGACCUCCGCUGCCGCCACCACCAGAGACUGGAUUUUUCCUUCUUACUCCUUCAUUCACUCCCCGCAAAAUGUUCACAGGACGGCCAGAAGAAGAAGAUUCUCAUCCUACCGCCACCCGACGUCGCAAUUCAACUCCGCCGCGGCUUCAUUUCAGCAGCGAGCAGCUGGCGAUGAUUCUAAGUCCGUUAGCAGUUCCAUUUCCAAGUCGAGGCGGCGGCAUUUUGAGUUCGGGAACUAUGAAAAGUCAACGAGGCUGCUGGAUGAUGGUUUAGAUGGAGGUGGAGGCGAAGGGAUCAUGUCGAAUGACGACGCUGUUUCUUCGGAGAAAUACGAGCUUAAGGAGGCUAAAGUGACGGCGACGGAGAAGAGUUUUUCCGGGUUUCUAAGAGGCCGCUUAAGAGUUCGGUGCCAGCUCGCGUUUACAGUUGCAAUACUGAUAACGGUGUUAUCUUCAUUGAUACACAAGAAUUUUUCUUUACACAAAGAGGUUACUGAAUUGCAGGAUAAAAUUUCCAAGCUAAACGUAAGCCUCAAACUUUGUAACCUGUUGGAUUCCAUAGAUAUACACAACUCAUCACCAGAGGAUAUUCCUGUCGACGAACUUCCUAGCAAGAGCCUGAAAAUUGCAGCAUUAGCUGUUUCAAUCAUGUUGUUGUCCCUCCCUUUCUUUUUCUUGAAGUAUGUUGACUAUGUCUCAAACUCGAGAAGAUUGUUGGACAAUAACACAGAGGAAGUAUCUUUGAACAAGCAGCUUGCUUACAGGGUUGACGUCUUUUUGUCAGUUACCCCAUAUGCUAAGCCGCUAGCAUUGUUAGUUGCUACUCUAUUGUUGAUAUGUUUGGGCGGGUUGGCACUUUAUGGUGUUACAGAUGACAGUUUAGCUGAUUCCCUUUGGUUGUCCUGGACAUAUGUAGCAGACUCAGGGAAUCAUGCUAAUUCUGAAGGCAUUGGUCCUAGACUAGUUUCAGUUUCCAUUAGUUUCGGCGGGAUGCUUAUAUUUGCUAUGAUGCUUGGACUUGUCUCUGAUGCGAUUUCUGAGAAGUUUGACUCUCUGAGGAAGGGAAGAAGUGAAGUUGUUGAGCGAAAUCACACUCUUAUCCUUGGAUGGAGUGAUAAAUUGGGUUCACUACUGAAUCAACUUGCAAUAGCCAAUGAAAGUUUGGGCGGAGGAACAGUGGUUGUCAUGGCUGAGCGAGACAAAGAAGAGAUGGAACUUGACAUUGCCAAGAUGGAGUUUGACUUCAGAGGAACAUCUGUCAUAUGCAGAAGUGGAAGCCCUCUGAUAUUAGCUGACCUAAAAAAGGUAUCUGUUUCUAAGGCUCGAGCUAUAAUUGUGCUUGCUGAAGAUGGAAAUGCAGACCAGAGUGAUGCUCGUGCAUUAAGGACAGUUUUAAGCCUAACAGGAGUCAAAGAAGGCUUGCGGGGACACAUAGUGGUUGAAUUAAGUGAUCUAGAUAAUGAAGUCCUUGUUAAGCUUGUUGGUGGGGAACUUGUUGAAACUGUUGUCGCUCAUGAUGUAAUUGGUAGGCUGAUGAUUCAAUGUGCAAGGCAGCCAGGUCUUGCUCAGAUAUGGGAAGACAUUCUUGGAUUUGAAAAUUGCGAGUUCUACAUCAAAAGGUGGUCACAGUUGGAUGGGAUGCAAUUUGAGGAUGUCCUGAUCAGCUUUCCAGAGGCCAUUCCUUGUGGAGUGAAGGUAGCAUCACGUGGUGGAAAAAUUAUUCUAAAUCCUGAAGACUCUUAUGUUCUGCAAGAAGGGGAUGAGGUUCUUGUUAUUGCAGAGGAUGAUGAUACGUAUUCUCCAUCAGAUCUGCCAAUGGUCAAAGAUGCCACAUUUGUAUACAUUACCCGACCAGCAAGAAAGCCACAGAAGAUUCUACUUUGUGGAUGGAGGCGAGACAUUGAUGAUAUGAUUGUGGUACUGGACGCUUUUCUAGCAGAUGGAUCGGAGUUGUGGAUGUUCAAUGAAGUUCCUGAGAAGGAAAGAGAAAGAAAGCUUACAGACGGUGGCCUUGACAUUGACCGUUUGGUGAAUAUUAAACUCGUCAACCGUGAAGGAAAUGCUGUCAUACGGCGUCACCUUGAAAGCCUUCCAUUGGAAUCUUUUGAUUCGAUAUUAAUUUUGGCUGAUGAAUCAGUUGAAGAUUCAGCAAUUCAGGCUGAUUCCAGAUCUCUUGCUACAUUACUGCUGAUACGUGACAUUCAGGCAAAGCGCCUUCCUUACAGAGAAGCUCUGGUUUCCCAGGUCCACAGAGGUAGCUUCUCACAAGGUUCAUGGAUCGGGGAAAUGCAGCAGGCUUCUGAUAAAUCAGUUAUAAUCAGUGAAAUUCUUGAUCCAAGGACAAAAAACCUAUUAUCCAUGUCAAAAAUCAGUGAUUAUGUUUUAUCAAAUGAGCUUGUCAGCAUGGCACUGGCCAUGGUUGCAGAAGAUCGCCAGAUAAAUGACGUACUGGAGGAACUUUUUGCAGAAGAGGGUAAUGAGUUGCACAUAAGAGGAGCAGAUCUGUACCUUCAUGAAGGUGAAGAAUUGAGUUUCUAUGAAAUACUGUUACGCGCUCGACAAAGAAGAGAGAUUGUGAUUGGGUACCGUCUAGCCGACACAGAAAAAGCUGUGAUCAAUCCAUCUGCCAAAAAUGAAAGACGAAAAUGGUCGCUAAAGGAUGUCUUUGUGGUAAUAGCUGAGAAGGAAUGAGUUCCUACUGAUGCUCACUAUUAUCUAUAGCAUUUAUAUUUGGUAUUAUUUUGGAGGAGAUAGAAGCAAUUCACAUAUGCACCAAUGUGAGGUCGACUGCUGCAAUUUUUAGAUCAGGACUACUGGUGCUACUGUAUGGCUUUGUAAAUGCAUGCGCUAAUCUUGAAGAUGAAGGCAAGCGCUACCACUUACUGUUCCUGAAGAGGUUUUACAACCAGGAAACUGAAAUUGUUUGUAGAUUCCAUUUGUAUUAGAUGUGCUUUCCUUGGAUGCAAAUAGUCAAUCACUUUUUAUUCUUUUGAAUAGUGUCGUUUCAUGUGCAGGGAAGACUAGGCCAAGAAACUCGUGCGCUGAGAAAAAUGAGUCUUUAUCAGUACUAUGGCCUUGCAGCAUUAGUCGUCGGAUCUUAGUGUAUGUCAGCUGAUUUAUGGUCCAUCAGUAUGAAACUUGCUGAUGGAAGGGGUGACUCCAGACGGGAGAAGGAACACUUAAAAAUCAGCUGGCACAUAAACUGUUCAAUUUAAUGGAAUUCUUGUGCCCUGUGUUCCUGUAACCAUUUCUGGACAUGCUACUGUCAACCUUCUGUCAAAAGAUGAAAGAAGAGGUAAUGUUGCGUGGUUCUUUGUUAAGACUUCAUAUCCAUUUACCGCACAAUCUGCUGUGUACACGUAAUUUUGGUCUCUCGUGUUGGUAGUUGGUGCCUGUUUGUGCUAAAUGGACGACCUUGAUUCACUCCGCCCGUCAAUUGUCUGGCAUGUGCGUAGUGUUGCCAUGGCCAGGCUA